Phytomonas sp. EM1 is the source of this 1677-nucleotide messenger RNA. The record is from the annotation of a GenBank genome assembly. Lineage: Eukaryota; Euglenozoa; Kinetoplastea; Trypanosomatida; Trypanosomatidae.
AUGGUAGAAGAGCGAAUGAAAUGUAAAUUUCAUGUUCUGACCUCCACUACUUCGAACUUAGAGUGGAUGAAAUCUCUGGGUAUAAAAAGCGGGUUGAUAUGUCAAAAAAUUCGAUCGUAUGCUCCCGCUGGCGGGAAGCAAAUUGCCACUACCCCAGUUCGCUGUAUGGUUGCGUCUAAAAAUAUUGUGAGAGGUGAACGUAUUUGUGUAGUGCCACCGCAGUGCGUCGUGACUGGUGACCGAGCGGACAAUCUUAUUCGAGAAAUAUGUGACCGUGCUCAACAGGCUUCCUUAGCUCUUCCAAAUUAUACCGAGCUGGUAUCUUUGAUUCGGAAUAUAGACAAUGGUGUACCGGAGUUAUUGCUAACGCGUGAUGGUCUCCUCCUUACUCUGUUGUUGUUCCUACUGCGAAGCACGCGUUACGGUAGUCUGCUUCCGCCAGACCAUGCACACCGAGUGUGGGCCCGUCAUUUACCGCCCCAGGCUCCACCCUUAGGCCUGCUUCUCCGUCAGCAUUACGAGGGCAAUCGCGAGCACGUGCCACUGCAGCAUCGACUUGUGAUGAAUAAAGACCUUGUAACAGAGCUUCGUCGCACAUUGGAUGCUAAGGAAGAGGUUGCGAAGCUGAUGGACGCGGCGGUGGAGGCCGACGGCCUUGAAGCGUUGCGUACGCCGCGCAUUGAGGUGGCAGUCACUGAAAAAAUAUUAUCCGAUUUUUAUAACGGCAGGUGUACUGCCUUGACGCGAAGACAACACGAAAUGGCUGUCGCACAUGCGUUGCGUCACGCAAGCAGUGCAUCCUUAAGACAUCUCAUCCACAUGGAAUCUCGGCUGCACAGGGAUCUGGUUCUGCCACUUCUAAAGUCGAUAGACGCACCUGGCCUGACUGAUGAAGAUACUGCCUCUCCAGAAGAUGUGGCGUGCAUGCACUGGGCUCAUUUCAUGAUGCGCUCAAGAAUUGUAAAUAUCUGUUGGCGCCACGGCCCUCAGCAGAUGGCGUUGGUUCCUUUUCUAGAUUGUCUGAAUCACUCACACUCUGGGGCGAACGUCGUGUAUUUCCAGAACCCUUGUGACGGCGCGGUGAUUGUGACCGCCUCCAGGCCUAUCGCUGAGGGUGAAGAGCUGGUCAUGCAAUAUAGUAAUUACGGCCAGCGUGGGUGCCUUUUUGGUGAUACAUCCCCUGCCUGUGAUACUGCCGCAGCGCCAGAGGCCUUAGGUUAUGGAAAGUCCAACCGCGUUUCCCCCAAAACGAAGGCCGUUAUGCAGCACGUUCGUGCUAUUGAGGCAAAGCAGAGGCGAGAGAUGCAAGUGGAUGAGGACACGAACACUACCUUGAGGGAAAAUCACUUGUUCGAUCCUGAUCAGAGCAGGCGUAUCGUUGAAAGUGGGCUGCCCCAGGAAAAGUUGGCUCAACAUGAAGCUGUAAUUGAAGCAACUUGGCUCUGGCGCUAUGGAUUUAUUCGCAGUGAUGCCGAAAAAUCAUACGAGGCGUCGCAGAGAUGGAGCAACGGGCUACGGAAUCGCAUCGCCAACCUUACAGACGUGCGACGUAAAGGACGCCCUGGGGAAUUUGUAAUUGGUGUACCAGAAGGUCUAGAAUAUCUACGAUCACAGCGGGAGGCUCUGGAACGGGAGUGGUACCAUAACACACGUAUUUUCCCACCACAACAAGCCUAA